GCGGCGCAAGAUGGCGGCGUCCGGGGGCUCGGCGGGCGCCGCGGCGCUGAGGGCGCUGGUGCAGCAGUUCACCGCCAUCACCGGUGCCAGCGAGAGCGUGGGGAAGCACAUGCUGGAGGCCUGCAACAAUAACCUGGAGAUGGCUGUCACGAUGUUCCUGGACGGCGGAGGGAUCGCGGAGGAGCCCAGCACCAGCUCCGCGGGGGUGUCGGCUGUGCGCCCGCACACCGAGGAUGAAGUACGAGCUCCAAUUCCUCAAAAGCAGGAAAUUUUAGUAGAGCCUGAGCCCUUGUUUGGAGCCCCUAAAAGACGCAGACCUGCGCGCUCCAUAUUCGAUGGCUUUCGGGAUUUUCAGACAGAAACCAUUCGGCAGGAGCAGGAGCUCCGGAACGGAGGGGCCGUGGACAAGAAGCUCACGACGCUGGCAGAUCUCUUCAGGCCUCCCAUUGACCUGAUGCACAAGGGCAGCUUUGAAACGGCCAAGGAGUGUGGUCAGAUGCAGAACAAGUGGCUCAUGAUAAACAUUCAGAACGUGCAAGACUUUGCCUGCCAGUGUCUCAACCGCGAUGUCUGGAGCAACGAGGCCGUGAAGAACAUCAUCCGGGACCACUUCAUUUUUUGGCAGGUGUACCAUGACAGCGAGGAAGGACAGCGGUACAUCCAGUUCUAUAAAUUAGCAGACUUCCCUUAUGUCUCUAUCCUGGAUCCCAGGACAGGCCAGAAGCUCGUGGAGUGGCACCAGCUGGAUGUGACUUCUUUCCUGGACCAAGUGACUGGGUUCCUGAGUGAGCAUGGCCAGCUGGACGGGCAUUCCACCAGCCCUCCCCAGAAAUGCUCUCGCUCAGAGAGUCUCAUCGAUGCCAGUGAGGACAGCCAGCUGGAAGCUGCCAUCAGAGCCUCCCUGCAGGAGACACAUUUUGAUUCCUCGCAGGCCAAGCAGGAGAGUCGGUCGGAUGAGGAGUCGGAGUCAGAGCUCUUCUCUGGAAGCGAGGAGUUUAUUUCAGUUUGCGGCUCUGAGGAGGAGGAGGAAUCGGAGAUUCCUGCCAAGCUGAGGAAGUCUCCACACAAGGACUUGGGGUAUAAAAAAGAGGAGAGCCGGAGGCCUCAGCCUGAGGCCCCUGCAAGGACUGAGCCUGGGACAACAUCCAACCACAGAGUUGUGCCCUGCAUCGAUGCGGGAACGCCGGAGGAGUCGCCGGACAAGCCUGAGAGUACGUUUCGGGGCCUAGAUGUGAAUGGACCAAAGGCACAGCUGAUGCUGAGGUAUCCAGAUGGAAAGAGGGAACAAGUUUCACUGCCCGAACAAGCUAAACUUCUGGCCCUUGUGAAACACGUCCAGUCCAAAGGAUACCCCAACGAACGCUUUGAACUGCUCACCAACUUCCCCCGGAGGAAACUCUCCCACCUGGACUAUGAGAUCACGUUACAGGAGGCAGGCCUGUGUCCUCAAGAGACUGUCUUUGUGCAGGAAAGGAAUUAGCACUGUGGCCUGAGUUCUCCCAGCCUUCCUCCCCUCUUCCCUUUGCCUGGAACACCGACUUGUUAAAUAUGCAGUUAAGGGUCAUAGGAUUGCAGUGCUGGAAUCAGACAGGCAGCUGACUGGCCCUUCCCUCUCUUCCUCUCUCUUCCUCCCUUCUCCUCUCUCUUCCUCCCUUCUCCUGCUCUACUGACCAAAUGAGAGUGCUCAGAGUUUUAUUUUCUUUCUCAGCUGCGGAGAGCGUUGGGAAGAACAUCUUCCCUCUGCUUUCCUGGGAUAAAGUGAAACGGUGAUCGGUGUGUCCAGCGUGCUGAAGCUUGGAGUGGCCAUAAUACACAAACCCUUCUCGCUGCUAUUCUUAAAUCUGUUUUGUUUAAUUUAUUUUUGAAAACAGUGUGUGAUAAGGCACUGAGUCAUCUCUCUAAGGAGAGAGCGUAAUCUUCAGGACAGUCUUUCCUUUGUUUGGAUUCCCUACAUGAAAGGUGUCCAUUAACCUUCCAGCCUUCUCAAGGGUUCACUUACCCAACACUCUGGUUUUGGGAAGGAGUUGGGUUGAGCUGUGGUAAAGUACUCUGCCCCCAUCUAAUUUAAAAGCUUCUAGGUUGACUUCAUGUUUUCCUCCUGCUUUAAACUGCCAGUGGACAUAGUAAAAAAACCAACCAACCCCCCCAAAAAAGCCAACUGUGCUCUAUUUGAGAUUGACUGUUUGGCCCAGAGGGAAAGCUGUGUGUCCACUGCUGGAGCAGAACUGACUCCUUUGUGGGAGUGGUUGGGUUUUCCAGGUUCUCUUCCCAACAUCCUCAAAGUGUCUUCUUACUUGCUCUCGGGAUUUUGCAAAUGAUUACAGAAGGUGAUACUGUGGAGAUCUGGGACUCUGAAAACACCUGCCACAGACUUGACAGUUAGUUGGCUUUUUUUCCCUUGGCACAGUGUCUUGGUUGGUUUUCCCAGGAGUGACUGGCACGAAUUAAUGCCUCAGAAAAAGCUUCCCAGCCUGGUGGCUUGAACUCUCUGUGAUGAUUUUUAUUCUAUUGCCAUGUUCAUCUACUGUCACUUACCUUUAAGGCUGGGGGGGCUGCAUGGGAAAGCUGCUCCUUUGUUUAGGCUUUCCUUUCAGCUCUGGAAGUUGGCACCAGAAGUCAGUGCCCUGUUUUUCCUCCAGUGUCUUCUGUAGACGUGGAGCUGUUGAUCAUUUGGUGUUUCAGGAGGUGUUACAGUGGGACAGGAGUUAACCAGCACAGCCACCAGGGUGGUUGGUGAAUUUGUGUAUUUACAACUGAAAACUCGAUUUGACGUGCUCUUCCUCAGCGAGGAGAAAGGCAGCUGGGACCUGCCAUAACUGCUGACUUUUUCUGCCCCUCUCAGAUAAUGGUACAUGUUAAAGACUUCAGUAGUCAGAAAUUUACCGUGUUCAAACUUCUCAAGAUAUUUUGCCUUUAGUUUCAUACUAGCCUGGAUACUUAGGAGCCCUUAAAUGUGAGGAAUCACAGAAAAUGUCUUGCGUUCCCCAGGAGAAUUUGAGCUCACAGCUGUCUUCUGCUCAUAAUUGGGUUUGACAUGUAAUCAUGCAGUUGUAUAAAUUGAUUUCCCUUCUACACGAACACUGGCUGCAUUCUACUGCAGGAUGUAGUGUCAGAAAAGCAAAAUCUGACCCCAGUUUCCUGAUCAGUAUCACCAGAUGACAUUUUGGUUUGUAAAGACACCCUGUCAUGGAAGCAGCUCCCAGCGUGGGACAGUGAGGUGCCAGGGCAGCAGAGGAGAGGGGGGUUGUGUUUGGCCUGUGAAGCAGCAGGGACACCUCUGGACUGAAGGAUCCUUUAGUUUCUGGGAUAUCCAGAUCCAUAACUUGUGUUUCCAUGUAGAUCUAGUGCUUCCUGAAGCAGCUGUGUAGCUGGAAUAAUUCACUGUUUGCUGCUCCUCCAUGGUCAGCCCCAGGCAGGUGAAGGCAGCUGCCAACAGGAGGCAGAACCCAACAGGUGUAGAGUGACAGCCCCUCGUGUCCCUUGGGCAGUGGGAGCACAGGGACCUUCCCUGCUCUCCUGCCCGUGCACCCUUGGUGGUUCCAGGGUCCUCUCUGCGUUGUGGCUGCUUGGCUGUGUUGGCUGGUGGAGGCCUAGCUCAGUUUGGACAGGCCUGGCUUUGCAUCCCCUCUGGGGAUGUUGUCCCGCAGCAGCUUUCCUGUGGUUAGAUGUGCAGAAUUGACUCUGCCCUCUCACUCCCAGGUCUGGUUUAUGGGCAGCUUCUCUCCCCCAGCCCCUCCCUGGUGUGUACUCACCUACUCACUGGGCUGUGAGCUCUGUGAGGACACCAGGAGUUGCUCUAGCAGGGAAAGAAGAACAUGAAGUUGAAGAUUUACAUUGAAAUGGGAUUUUUCUCCCAUCUUUUGGUUUCUAGUAGUUUGUUCUGUUCCGAGAAAUCAUGAUCCUUGCUUUUUGUUGUUGUUGUUGGUUUCUGUGGCACAAUGUGUUUUUUCUAUCAGUUUUUCUUUUGCUUUGCUUUGAGAGCAAGAGACAGAGAAAAGAAUGUUUAGGGAAUGUGUGUCCCUACACGUGGCUCUUUUCUCCCUUCAUUCCUCUCCCCUCUCUCCCUUCUUCCCAACCCAAAUAACACCCAGUGCUGUGGCACAUGUGUCAGUCAGCUGUGCUGUGGGGCCUGAAAGCUGUUAAGAAACAGCACCAGCCAGGAUACAACCCCUUCAGAUCUUCAUCCCCGUUGAAGCCCUUGGGAGGAUGUGUUUUGCUGUCCUGAGGAACGGGGGUGAAAACAUGAACCAAGCUGUGGCUGGGACAGCAGCGAAGGUGAGGGCUCGUUGGACACUAUUUAAAGAGCCUUUGCAACAGUCACUUCUGGAUGUGAAAUCUGCAGCUCAAACUGCCUUUGACAGGCUGGAAAAAAUGCCUUAGAUCUGGUUGUGAAAUAAGAUCUUGACAUACAAAGGACAAAGGAAACAAAUCCUUUAAUGGCUGUGAUUUGUGGCUUCUGGUGGGUGUUGCUUGGUCAGAAUUUGCAUGUGGUGUUGCAAGGGCUGGGUUUGGAGGAGCAGCAGUGCAUGUAGGCAGUGGAGGCUUUUCUGGGCAGAGAACUCAUCAGGGCUAUUUCCUCUGCCUGUGCUCUUCAUCCCACAGGGCUUCGUUUUGGGAUUUGAUGUCCAAUAGUCCCAGUCACAGCCUGGAUUCACAAACAGAAGGUGAAAUGAGCACUGGCUUUCCCUGCCAGGUGCUGCUGACACAUUUACUGCCCACUUGUGAUCCUUCAGAGGUCCACAAAAGGAUUUUGGAUCUUCCUGAUGCCACAUGCUCUUAAGUCAAGCUGGUUGACCAGCUUCAGCCUUACAGCAUGAUGUCAAAAGGGCAGGUGAAGGCUGUGCCAAACAUUUCUGGUCAUACUUGGGUUAUUUUUGUUAGGCUUUCAAUUAAGGUCUGUGAUUUUUACAAUUUCUGACAUUGAAGUGUGUUGCUUUUCCUGAUAAAUCAGCUCCGUUAACACCACCAAUAUUAAAGGAAUGUCCAGUAUGUGCACAUAGCCUUGUAAGGUAUAGUGGGCUAUAAAAGGCAUUCAAAGGUACUGUUGUUCCUAAGGAGAUUUAAACAAGAAUUUUCCAUCAGCUCCUCCCAGAGCUCCCUGACCUUUUGCCUCUCUGUUACGGGGAGGUGACACCUCUGCUCUGUCCAGCUUGUGUUUCACAAGGUCCACGUCCUUCAGAGCCACGUUUUCUAAAGAUUACCAAAUUUGUUCACUCACCUGCACCAGCUUCUGCAGCUCCCCCUUCUGCCAGUGCUGUGGUUUGUGCCCUUGCAGAACCUGGGUUUAGUUCAGGUUUUAAUAACUCCACCUCCCUGCUGAAGGGUCUCAAAUUCCUGUUCCUCCCGGAGCACUGAGCUUGUUCACGGGGACUUGAGCAACAAGGGCUAAACUAAAACCAAUUUUCUUUUGGGGGCAAAGCAUCACUUGGGCUGUGUUUUGUCAGGUACCAAACACUGCAGAGAUGCAGAACCGUGGUGUUUGUGGUUGUUUGUCUAAACCACAUAAAAACAGAUUAUGAACAUAGAGACCUGUGUGGGAAUGUCGGUGCAAGUGGAAAGAUCUGUGUCAUUUCAGGAACUUGUCACUUAAUUUUUAUUCCUUUUUGGUUUGUAUUAAAUGUCACUGCUUUCUUCUGGUUUAAUCCCUUUUUGAUCAAGUUGAUAAAACAGGUGGUCUUGUAUUCCAAAAGGAGAAGGGGUGGCAGAGAUGUGCUUUUGGUGGGGGAAGAGCAAAGUCGCUGUCCCAUAAGAACGGGCUGUGCCUCGUCUGGCUGUUCUAAUAGAUUCAGAUCCAGCCUCUGCUCUCCCUCACCCUUUCUAUUUAUUUAUUUUAACAAAUUAUGUUCUACAAACCGAACAGCUCCUGUUUCAAAGACAAAGCAAACUGACCUUGAGCCCUGCGUUGGCCAUCUGGGUCGCUGGAAGUGCCCACGGGUGUGUUUGGAUUUGGAGCUGGGAAGGUUAAUGGAUACCCUUUCUGUGAUGACUUUUAUUCCUGUCUCCUCUUGUCCAUGAGAUGCUUGGUGUCUGUCCACUCCCAAUAAAUAGAGCCAUAUGUACAUACACACACGUGUUCUGAAUCGGAGAGCGCGGCACUCAGCAUCGGUGCCUCAGCCUGCCUUGGGGUUAUCCGGGGUUUUCCAUGGGUACCUUGUGAGUGAUGGCAGAAAUCCAGGACUUGGUCACUGGCUUUAGUUGCUGUGAGUGUCUGCAGUACAGAGAAAAGUCAUUGUGUAACUGCUUGUGAAAUGGUGCUGAGAUUUAAGGCGUGGAAGGAUCCAGGAACUGUCUGCAGAGCAGGGGACGAGGUGCUAUUUUAUAGACCAGAUUUAUAUGAAGAACCUCUGGGUAAAACUCAGCUCAGAGACGUGGUGCCUCGUCACAGACACCACACUCUAGGACAGAUGAUUUUUUUUUUUUAAAAUGAGGCUGUUUCCUCGAACUGGGGAACAUCCAGUUUGAAGUUACAACUUUUUACAACGGUCGCUUUCUUCUUCAGUGAUGUCGACUUCACACGGGAGGAGGGAGAGGAUUCAUUUGGAAGAUUUCAGCUCACUGUGCUGGGAGGGACCAAACUCAAGGAAACCUCUGAUCUAUAUACACAACUGCUGCAUUUUUUAUAAAUAUAUGUAAAUGUCCUAUUGUAAUAUUUGAUCCUGGAAAUAAAACAAACUGUUUUCAGUA
Molecule: messenger RNA, 6684 nt
Organism: Neopelma chrysocephalum (saffron-crested tyrant-manakin)
Lineage: Eukaryota; Metazoa; Chordata; Aves; Passeriformes; Pipridae
Gene: UBXN7
Product: UBX domain protein 7
Exons: 11
Coding region: 11-1480 (489 amino acids)
Biological process (GO): proteasome-mediated ubiquitin-dependent protein catabolic process
Cellular component (GO): nucleus
Molecular function (GO): ubiquitin binding
Source: RefSeq, a predicted model, not a curated record